Piliocolobus tephrosceles (Ugandan red Colobus) is the source of this 5091-nucleotide messenger RNA. It is a transcript of the gene LTBP4, whose product is annotated as latent transforming growth factor beta binding protein 4. The record is from RefSeq and is a predicted model, not a curated record. Bases 38 to 4825 code for a protein of 1595 amino acids. Gene Ontology annotation, molecular function: calcium ion binding. NCBI's taxonomy places the organism in Eukaryota, Metazoa, Chordata, Mammalia, Primates, Cercopithecidae. The transcript is spliced from 29 exons.
CUGGGGCGGCGGCGCGGCGGAGCGCGGCGCUGCAGCCAUGGCGGGCGGCGUGCGGCUGCUCUGGGUGUCGCUAUUGGUGCUGCUGGCGCAGCUAGGGCCGCAGCCCGGACUGGGCCGGCCCGGAGAGCGUCUCCGCGUGCGCUUCACCCCGGUCGUGUGCGGCCUGCGCUGCAUCCAUGGGCCAACCGGCUCCCGCUGUACCCCGACCUGCGCGCCCCGCAACGCCACCAGCGUGGACAGCGGCGCGCCCGGCGGGGCGGCCCCGGGGGGACCCGGCUUCCGCGCCUUCCUGUGUCCCUUAAUCUGUCACAAUGGCGGUGUGUGCGUGAAGCCUGACCGCUGCCUCUGUCCCCCGGACUUCGCUGGCAAGUUCUGCCAGUUGCACUCCUCGGGCGCCCGGCCCCCGGCCCCGGCUAUACCAGGACUCACCCGCUCCGUGUACACUAUGCCACUGGCCAACCACCGCGACGACGAGCACGGCGUGGCAUCUAUGGUGAGCGUCCACGUGGAGCACCCGCAGGAGGCGUCGGUGGUGGUGCACCAGGUGGAGCGUGUGUCUGGCCCUUGGGAGGAGGCGGACGCCGAGGCGGUGGCGCGGGCGGAAGCGGCGGCGCGGGCGGAGGCGGCAGCGCCCUACACGGUGUUGGCACAGAGCGCGCCGCGGGAAGACGGCUACUCGGACGCCUCGGGCUUCGGUUACUGCUUUCGGGAGCUGCGCGGAGGCGAAUGCGCGUCCCCGCUGCCCGGGCUCCGGACGCAGGAGGUCUGUUGCCGAGGGGCCGGCUUGGCCUGGGGCGUUCACGACUGUCAGCUGUGCUCGGAGCGCCUGGGGAACUCCGGAAGAGUGGGCGCCCCAGAUGGACCUUGUCCAACCGGCUUUGAAAGAGUUAAUGGGUCCUGCGAAGAUGUGGAUGAGUGCGCGACUGGCGGGCGCUGCCAGCACGGCGAGUGUGCAAACACGCGCGGCGGGUACACGUGCGUGUGCCCCGACGGCUUUCUGCUCGACUCGUCCCGCAGCAGCUGCAUCUCCCAACACGUGAUCUCAGAGGCCAAAGGGCCCUGCUUCCGCGUGCUCCGCGACGGCGGCUGUUCGCUGCCCAUUCUGCGGAACAUCACUAAACAGAUCUGCUGCUGCAGUCGCGUGGGCAAGGCCUGGGGCCGGGGCUGCCAGCUCUGCCCACCCUUCGGCUCAGAGGGUUUCCGGGAGAUCUGCCCGGCUGGCCCUGGCUACCACUACUCGGCCUCCGACCUCCGCUACAACACCAGACCCCUGGGCCAGGAGCCACCCCGAGUGUCACUCAGCCAGCCUCGUACCCUGCCAGCCACCUCUCGGCCAUCUGCAGGUGAGCUGGCUCUGGCAGAAGUGGGUGCCAUCUUCAAGGGGCUGCCCAAGCCCCAUAGUGAAAGGAGGCAAGAGAGGAUUUGGGCUCCACUCGUUGAUACCCCUUCUUUAUCAGGCUUUCUGCCCACCCAUCACCCGGAGCCCCGGCCUGACCCCCGGCCUGAUCCCCGGCCCGGCCCUGAGCUUCCCUUGCCCAGCAUCCCUGCCUGGACUGGUCCUGAGAUUCCUGAUUCAGGUCCUUCCUCCGGCAUGUGUCAGCGCAACCCCCAGGUCUGCGGCCCAGGACGCUGCAUUUCCCGGCCCAGCGGCUACACCUGCGCUUGCGAUUCUGGCUUCCGGCUCAGCCCCCAGGGCACCCGAUGCAUUGAUGUGGACGAAUGUCGCCGCGUGCCCCCGCCCUGUGCUCCCGGGCGCUGCGAGAACUCACCAGGCAGCUUCCGCUGCGUAUGCGGCCCGGGCUUCCGAGCCGGCCCACGGGCUGCCGAAUGCCUGGACGUGGACGAGUGCCACCGCGUGCCGCCGCCGUGUGACCUCGGGCGCUGCGAAAACACGCCAGGCAGCUUCCUGUGCGUGUGCCCCGCCGGGUACCAGGCUGCACCGCACGGAGCCAGCUGCCAGGAUGUGGAUGAAUGCACCCAGAGCCCAGGCCUGUGUGGCCGAGGGGCCUGCGAGAACCUGCCCGGCUCUUUCCACUGUGUUUGCCCGGCUGGCUUCCGGGGCUCGGCGUGUGAAGAGGAUGUGGAUGAGUGUGCCCAGGAGCCGCCGCCCUGUGGGCCCGGCCGCUGUGACAACACGGCAGGCUCCUUUCACUGUGCCUGCCCUGCUGGCUUCCGCUCCCGAGGGCCCGGGGCCCCCUGCCAAGAUGUGGACGAGUGUGCCCGAAGCCCCCCACCCUGCACCUACGGCCGAUGUGAGAACACAGAAGGCAGCUUCCAGUGUGUCUGCCCCACGGGCUUCCAACCCAACGCUGCUGGCUCCGAGUGCGAGGAUGUGGAUGAGUGUGAGAACCACCUGGCAUGCCCUGGGCAGGAGUGUGUGAACUCACCUGGCUCCUUCCAGUGCAGGCCCUGUCCUCCUGGCCACCACCUGCACCGUGGCAGAUGCACUGAUGUGGACGAAUGCAGUUCGGGUGCCCCUCCCUGUGGUCCCCACGGCCACUGCACUAACACCGAAGGCUCCUUCCGCUGCAGCUGCACGCCAGGCUACCGGGCGCCGUCGGGUCGGCCCGGGCCCUGCUCAGACGUGAACGAGUGCCUGGAGGGCGAUUUCUGCUUCCCUCACGGCGAGUGCCUCAACACUGACGGCUCCUUUGCCUGUACUUGUGCCCCCGGCUACCGACCCGGACCCCGCGGAGCCUCUUGCCUCGACGUGGACGAGUGCAGCGAGGAGGACCUUUGCCAGAGCGGCAUCUGUACCAACACCGACGGCUCCUUCGAGUGCAUCUGUCCUCCGGGACACCGCGCCGGCCCGGACCUCGCUUCCUGCCUCGACGUGGACGAAUGUCGCGAGCGGGGCCCGGCCCUGUGCGGGUCGCAGCGCUGUGAGAACUCCCCCGGCUCCUACCGCUGUGUCCGGGACUGCGAUCCUGGGUACCAUGCGGGCCCCGAGGGCACCUGUGACGAUGUGGAUGAGUGCCAAGAAUAUGGUCCCGAGAUUUGUGGAGCCCAGCGUUGUGAGAACACCCCUGGCUCCUACCGCUGCACACCAGCCUGUGACCCUGGCUAUCAGCCCACGCCAGGGGGCGGAUGCCAGGAUGUGGACGAAUGCCGGAACCGGUCCUUCUGCGGUGCCCACGCCGUGUGCCAGAACCUGCCCGGCUCCUUCCAGUGCCUCUGUGACCAGGGUUACGAGGGGGCGCGGGAUGGGCGUCACUGCGUGGAUGUGAAUGAGUGUGAAACACUACAGGGUGUAUGUGGAGCUGCCCUGUGUGAAAACGUCGAAGGCUCCUUCCUCUGUGUCUGCCCCAACAGCCCGGAGGAGUUUGACCCCAUGACUGGACGCUGUGUUUCCCCACGAACUUCUGCUGGCACGUUCCCAGGCUCGCAGCCCCAGGCACCUGCCAGCCCCGUUCUGCCGGCCAGGCCACCCCCACCACCCCCGCCCCGCCGACCCAGCACACCUAGGCAGGGCCCUGUGGGGAGCGGGCGCCGGGAGUGCUACUUUGACACAGCUGCCCCGGAUGCAUGCGACAACAUCCUGGCUCGGAAUGUGACGUGGCAGGAGUGCUGCUGUACUGUGGGUGAGGGCUGGGGCAGCGGCUGCCGCAUCCAGCAGUGCCCAGGCACCGAGACAGCUGAGUACCAGUCAUUGUGCCCUCAUGGCCGGGGCUACCUGGCGCCCAGCGGAGACCCGAGCCUCCGGAGAGAUGUGGACGAAUGUCAGCUCUUCCGAGACCAGGUGUGCAAGAGUGGCGUGUGCGUGAACACGGCCCCGGGCUACUCGUGCUAUUGCAGCAACGGCUACUACUACCACACACAGCGGCUGGAGUGCAUCGAUAAUGACGAGUGCGCCGAUGAGGAGCCGGCCUGUGAGGGCGGCCGCUGCGUCAACACUGUGGGCUCUUACCACUGCACCUGCGAGCCCCCACUGGUGCUGGAUGGCUCGCAACGCCGCUGCGUCUCCAACGAUAGCCAGAGCCUCGAUGACAAUCUGGGAGUGUGCUGGCAGGAAGUUGGGGCUGACCUCGUGUGCAGUCACCCUCGGCUGGACCGUCAGGCCACCUACACAGAGUGCUGCUGCCUGUAUGGAGAGGCCUGGGGCAUGGACUGUGCCCUUUGCCCUGCCCAGGACUCAGAUGACUUCGAGGCCCUGUGCAAUGUGCUACGCCCCCCUGCAUAUAGCCCCCCGCGACCAGGUGGCUUUGGACUCCCCUACGAGUACGGCCCAGACUUAGGCCCACCUUACCAGGGCCUCCCGUAUGGGCCUGAGUUGUACCCGCCACCUGCGUUACCCUACGACCCCUACCCACCGCCACCUGGGCCCUUUGCCCGCCGGGAGGCUCCUUACGGGGCACCCCGCUUCGACAUGCCAGACUUUGAGGACGAUGGUGGCCCCUAUGGCGAAUCUGAGGCUCCUGCGCCAGCCGGCCCGGGCACCCGCUGGCCCUAUCGGUCCCGGGACACCCGCCGCUCCUUCCCAGAGCCCGAGGAGCUUCCUGAAGGUGGAAGUUACGCUGCUUCCCUGGCUCAGCCCUACGAGGAGCUGGAGGCAGAGGAGUGCGGGAUCCUGGACGGCUGCACCAACGGCCGCUGCGUGCGCGUCCCCGAAGGCUUCACCUGCCGCUGCUUCGAUGGCUACCGCCUGGACAUGACUCGCAUGGCCUGCGUUGAUAUCAACGAGUGUGAUGAGGCCGAGGCUGCCUCCCCGCUUUGCGUCAACGCGCGCUGCCUAAAUACGGAUGGCUCCUUCCGCUGUGUCUGCCGCCAGGGAUUCGCACCCACGCACCAGCCGCACCACUGUGCGCCCGCGCGGCCCCGGGCCUGAGCCCUGGCACCUGCUGGCUGCCCAUCCGCGCCUACCACACGGGGCCCCUGCAGCGCAUCCUGCAGCCCCCUUAUGCGUAUGUGCACGGGGCGGCCCGCCCGGACCUGGAGAAGGGACCUACGGACGCCUAGAAGCUGCGACUCCUGCACUGCCCCGCCUCCCCCAGCGCUCCCACCGAUGCGGUGGUCCCGGGCCUGGCCCAGGGGCCCCUUCACAUGCCCUUUCCCUUUUAUAAAAUUCUCCAUUAAAACCCACCUAUUUUGUAU